Molecule: messenger RNA, 8513 nt
Organism: Erinaceus europaeus (western European hedgehog)
Lineage: Eukaryota; Metazoa; Chordata; Mammalia; Eulipotyphla; Erinaceidae
Gene: PTPN13
Product: protein tyrosine phosphatase non-receptor type 13
Exons: 48
Coding region: 429-7919 (2496 amino acids)
Biological process (GO): peptidyl-tyrosine dephosphorylation
Cellular component (GO): nucleus; cytoplasm; cytoskeleton
Molecular function (GO): protein tyrosine phosphatase activity; phosphatidylinositol 3-kinase regulatory subunit binding
Source: RefSeq, a predicted model, not a curated record
AGUGAGAGCGGGCGCCGCCGCGCGCCGCGGUUGACACACCAUGAUAUCUGCCUUCGGAGCCCGCUGUGCAGAUCAGCCGCGCUCCCAGACUCUCAGGGCCGCCCCAGCCGCAGCGGCAGAGAUCACAGCGGAGCACCGAAGCUGAGCCGCUGGGCCCCGGAGGGUGUUGGCGGAGCCCUUGCACGCGUGAAAGCUCCUCCGCGCUCGGGGCGGCCGGGCGGCCCCGGGUCCAGCCAGAGGGGCGUUUCGGGGGCGCGGAGGAGGAGGCGAUGCGGCUCCUCUCCCCCACUGCCCAGGCUCCGCUCGCUGCUCCGUCGGCCCACGCCCGCAGCCGCCCGGGGGACACGAGCUGGUGGCGCUCUGCGCGCGCCCCGACGCCACGAACCCUCAGCCAGUAGCCGGACGGGCGCCCCCAGCGAGCGGGUAAUAUGCACGUGUCUUUGGCUGAAGCCCUGGAGGUUCGGGGUGGGCCACUACAGGAGGAAGAAAUAUGGGCUGUAUUAAAUCAAAGUGCCGAAAGUCUCCAGGAAUUAUUCAGAAAAGUAAGCAUAGCAGAUCCUGCUGCCCUGGGAUUCAUCAUCUCCCCAUGGUCUCUGCUGCUGCUGCCUUCAGGCAGUGUGUCCUUCACCGAUGAGAGCAUCUCCAAUCAGGACCUUCGGGCCUUCACUGCACCAGAGGUUCUCCAGAAUCAGUCACUCACUUCUCUCUCAGACGUCGAAAAGAUUCAUAUUUAUUCUCUUGGAAUGGCAUUGUAUUGGGGGGCUGAUCAUGAAGUACCUCAGAGCCAACCCAUAAAGCUCGGCGAUCACCUCAACAGCAUCCUGCUGGGUAUGUGUGAGGACGUCGUGUAUGCCCGGGUGUCUGUGCGCACAGUCCUGGAUGCUUGUAGUGCUCACAUCAGGAACAGCAACUGUGCGCCUUCCUUCUCCUAUGUGAAGCAGUUGGUAAAGCUGGUGCUGGGAAAUCUCUCUGGGACAGAUCAACUUGCCCGCAACAGUGAGCUGAAGCCUGAUCGAAGCCAAGCUAUUCGAGACCGAUUGAGAGGGAAAGGAUUGCCAACAGGAAGAAGCUCUACAUCUGAUGUUCUAGACAUACCCAAGUCUCCAUUCUCCCAUCAGACUUUUUUUAACAAAGGGCUUAGUAAAUCUAUGGGAUUUCUGUCCAUCAGAGACACACACGAUGAAGAUUAUUUCAAGGACCCCUUAUCAGACAAUAAUUCAGGACCUGAAGAUUCUGAAAACCCCUGCUCCCACUACCAGUUUAAAACCAGUAGCCCAGGAAAAAAAGUCACCCCUGCCAUCGAUACGCUUCCUAAAAAGAAAAUUUGGGCUUCAUCCUUGGACCUGCUUUGCACAGCUGACAGGGACUCCUCUUCUGGAGAGACCACCAGGUACAGACAUGGUCUCCCUGAGGCCACUGCCGUGCGGACUUGCAUCACCCCUAGAAAGAAGGAGGCAAGAUAUUCCGACGGAAGCAUAGCCCUGGAUAUCUUUGGCCCCCAGAAAAUGGACUCCACACUCCACUCACGAGAACUGCCCGCCUCCUCGGCAAUAUCAAGUGCUUUGGACCGGAUCCGAGAGAGACAAAAGAAACUCCAGGUUCUGAGAGAAGCCAUGAAUGUGGAAGAACCAAUUAGAAGAUAUAAAACUUACAACAGUGAUAUCUUUAGCACCUCAAGUGAAAGUCCAUCUAUUAUUUCUUCGGAAUCAGAUUUCAGACAAGUGAGAAAAAGUGAAGCUACAAAGAGAUUUGAAUCCAGCAGUGGUCUCUCUGGAGUAGAUGAUACCCCAACACAGGGCCAGUCACAGAGAUCAAGCAGACAAUAUGAAACACCACUGGAAGGCAACUUAAUUAACCAAGAAAUCAUGCUCAAAAGGCAAGAAGAAGAAAUGAUGCAGCUGCAGGCCAGAAUGGCCCUUCGCCAAUCUCGUCUGAGCCUCUAUCCAGGAGACACCAUCAAAGCUUCCAUGCUGGACAUCACCAGAGACCCCUUGCGGGAGAUGGCCCUGGAGACAGCCAUGACGCAGAGAAAACUGAGGAAUUUCUUCGGCCCAGAAUUUGUGAAAAUGACAAUUGAACCUUUUAUAUCACUGGAUCUGCCUCGGUCUAUCCUUACCAAGAAAGGGAAGAAUGAGGAUAACCGAAGAAAAGUGAACAUCAUGCUUUUGAGUGGGCAGAGACUGGAGCUGACCUGUGAUACCAAGACGCUGUGUAAAGAUGUGUUUGAUAUGGUUGUGGCCCACAUUGGCCUAGUGGAGCACCAUUUGUUUGCCUUAGCCACCCUCAAAGAUAAUGAGUAUUUCUUCAUCGAUCCUGAUUUAAAAUUAACCAAAGUAGCCCCAGAGGGAUGGAAAGAAGAACCAAAGAAAAAGAGCAAAGCUGCUGUUCACUUUACUCUGUUUUUCCGAAUUAAAUUUUUCAUGGAUGACGCUAGCCUGAUACAGCACGCGCUGACCUGUCACCAGUACUACCUCCAGCUGCGGAAAGACAUCCUGGAGGAGAGGGUGCACUGCGACGACGAGACUUCUCUGCUGCUGGCGUCCUUGGCGCUCCAGGCUGAGUAUGGAGAUUACCAGCCAGAGGUUCAUGGGAUGUCAUAUUUUAGAUUGGAACAUUACUUACCUCCCAGAGUGAUGGAGAAACUUGAUUUAUCCUAUGUUAAAGAAGAGUUACCCAAAUUGCAUAAUACCUAUGUGGGAGCUUCUGAGAAGGAGACAGAGCUAGAAUUCUUAAAGGUUUGCCAAAGACUGACAGAAUAUGGAGUUCAUUUUCAUCGGGUGCACCCUGAGAAAAAGUCCCAAACUGGAAUAUUGCUUGGAGUCUGUUCCAAAGGUGUCCUUGUGUUUGAAGUUCACAAUGGAAUUCGCACAUUAGUCCUUCGAUUUCCAUGGAGAGAAACCAAGAAGAUUUCUUUUUCUAAAAAGAAAAUCACCCUGCAGAACACCUCAGACGGAAUAAAGCAUGCCUUCCAGACAGACAAUAGUAAGGUAUGCCAGUAUCUGCUCCAGCUCUGCUCUGCCCAACACAAGUUCCAGCUGCAGAUGAGAGCCCGGCAGAGCAACCAGGACACGCAGGACAUUGAGAGAGCUUCGUUUAGGAGCCUGAACCUGCAAGCAGAGUCCGUUAGAGGAUUUAAUCUGGGACGCGCCAUCAGCACUGGCAGUCUGGCCAGCAGCACCCUCACCAGGAUGGCCGUGCGACCCCUGUCAGUCCAGGCCGAGAUUCUCAAGAGGUUGUCCUGCUCGGAGCUGUCGCUCUACCAGCCCCUACAGAGCGGUGCCCGGGAGAAGAGCGACAGAGCCUCCUGGGAGGAAAAGCCUAGAGGGAUGAGUAAAUCCUACCACGAUCUCAGUCAGGCCUCUCUGUAUCCUCACCGGAAGAAUGUCGUUGCUUCCGAGGAGCCCCCAGCACCCACCGUGGCAGCAGAGUUGGCAGGAAAGCAGGUGCAGCUGACGGCCAGGGCUGGCACCGAGCCUCAGGCAGGAGGCACGAAGCUUCAUGAUUCAAAGUCUGUGGCGAGUUUAAAUAGAAGCCCUGCAAGGAGGAAGCAGGAAUCAGACUCCUCAGCCUUAGAAGACCCUGGCCAAGAAUAUGUCAUAGGAAUGGCUUUGCAUAAUUCUGGAAAUUCUUCAUCCCAAGUACCCUUAAAAGAAAAUGCAGAUGUGCUUCACAAGAGAUGGAGCAUCGUUUCCUCACCAGAAAGGGAAAUCACCUUGGUGAACCUGAGAAAGGAUGCAAAGUAUGGCUUUGGAUUUCAAAUUAUCGGUGGAGAGAAGAUGGGAAGACUGGAUCUAGGUGUGUUUAUUAGUUCAGUUACACCUGGAGGACCAGCUGGCCUGGAUGGAUCUAUAAAGCCAGGAGACCGUCUAAUAUCUGUAAACAGCGUGAGUCUGGAGGGGGUCAGCCACCACGCUGCAGUGGAGAUUUUGCAAAAUGCCCCUGAAGAUGUGACUCUUGUCAUCUCUCAGCCAAAGGAGAAGCUGUCCAAAGCGCCUGCUACACCUGUACACGUUGCCAACAGCAUGAAGAACUACCUGAAGAAAGCCUCCUACCUGCAGGAUGGUGCCGUGGACCCCCCUCCUGAGGAUCUCCAGUGGCCACGAGGUACCCCCAGACUCAUCACAGAGAGCUCCUUCGGGCUGCCUGGGGGCCUGCGGGAAGGAAGCCUGAGUUCCCAAGACUCCAGGACUGAGAGUGCCAGCUUGUCCCACAGCCAGGUCAACGGUUUCUUUCCCGGCCAAGUAGGUGACCGGAACUGGCAGGACUCACCACAUGGCAGCCCUUCCCCAUCUGUAAUAUCCAAAGUCACUGAGAAGAGGACUUCCGUUGACAGUAACCAAAACAAAGUUCAAAAGCCUGGUGUUUCCGACAUACCAGAUUACUCUGACCGGGGAGACUCAGACAUGGAUGAAGCCACUUAUUCCAACAGCCAGGAUCAUCAAACACCAAAAAAGGAAUCUUCCUCCUCAAUGAAUACAUACAACAAAAUGAAUUUUAAAACUUUUCCUUCAUCACCUCCUAACCCUGGAGAUAUCUUUGAGGUUGAACUGGCUAAAUAUGAUAACAGCUUGGGGAUAAGUGUCACGGUACUGUUUGACAAGGGAGGUGUGAAUACCAGUGUCAGACAUGGCGGCAUCUAUGUGAAAGCUGUUAUACCCAAAGGAGCAGCAGAGUCCGAUGGUAGAAUUCACAAAGGUGACCGCGUCUUGGCAGUGAAUGGGGUCAGUCUGGAAGGGGCCACCCAUAAGCAAGCUGUGGAAACACUGAGAAAUACAGGACAGGUGGUUCACCUUUUGUUAGAAAAGGGACAGACUCCAGCAUCCAGAGAACAUGUCCCCAUGACUCCGCAGUGCACCCUUCUGAGUUCAGAGGGCCCCACUCAAUCCUCAGAAAAAGGGGUGAAGAAAACGACACAUGUCAAAGAUUAUAGCUUUGUCACUAAAGAGAAUACAUUUGAAGUAAAGCUAUUUAAAAAUAGCUCAGGCCUGGGGUUCAGUUUUUCUCGAGAAGAUAACAUUACACCUGAGCAAGUGAACACUAGCAUUGUAAGGGUGAAGAAGCUUUUUCCAGGCCAGCCAGCAGCAGAAAGCGGGAAAAUUGAUGUGGGAGAUAUCAUCCUGAAAGUGAACGGAGCCUCUUUGAAAGGACUGUCUCAGCAGGAGGUCAUCUCUGCUCUCAGGGGGACAUUGCCAGAAGUAUCUUUGCUGCUCUGCAGACCUCCAGCAGGUGCACUGCCAGAAAUCGAUACUGCUCUUUCGACCCCACUGCAUUCUCCUGCACGAGCACUUCCCAGCAGCAGUAAAGAGCCUUCUCAGUCAGCUCGAGUGGAGCAAGGGCCUAGCUCAGAUGAAAAUGAACUGGCUGACAAAAACAGGACACCCUGCACAUCCCCAGCAAGGAGAGACAGCUACAGUGACAGCAGUGGCAGUGGAGAAGAGGACUUCGUGAAAGCUCCUACCAGUGUCCCCAAUCUGAACUGGAGCUCGAGUUUGCAUCAAACUCUCAACAACAUGAUGGCAUCUCACGGGCAGAGUCUACACGGUGCACCUGUGAGUCCAGAAGACGCCAUAGCGGCCAUGUUCUACUGUCCUCAGAAAAUGCCCAGCAAGCCAGGCUUUGAGGACAGUAAGCCCCGUUCCCAGCUACUACUGGACAUGAUGCCUAGACAGAGUGGUCAUCCCCCAUCAGCACCUACUUCCUCAAAUUCAGUGGACAGCUGUCACUUGAUUCACACUCCUGAGCCACCUAGACAGGAAAGCUUAACAUCUUCAAAAAAUGACCUGGAGAACUGCCUUGAAGACUUUGAACUGGAAGUAGAACUUCUUAUCACCCUCACUAAAUCGGAAAAAGGAAGCCUGGGUUUCACAGUAACCAAAGGCAACCAGAGUAUUGGCUGCUACGUUCAUGAUGUCAUUCAGGAUCCAGCCAGAGGUGAUGGGCGGCUCCGACCUGGCGACCGGCUCAUUAAGGUUAAUGAUACAGAUGUGACAAACAUGACUCACACAGAUGCUGUGAAUCUGCUCCGAGCUGCACCCAAAACAGUCACACUAGUUCUGGGACGAAUUCUAGAAUUACCCAGAAUACCAGUGCUUCCACAUUUGCUCCCUGAGAUCACAUUCAAGUGCAACACAGAGGAGCUGGGCUUUUCUUUAUCUGGGGGCCAUGGCAGCCCUCAGCAAGUAGUCUACAUUAGUGACAUCAUCCCGGGGUCAGCGGCAGCCACGGAGGGCAAUCUCCAGCUGUUAGAUAUCAUCCACUAUGUGAAUGGAGUCAGCACACAGGGAAUGACCUUGGAAGAAGCGAGGAGGAUGCUAGGCAUGUCCCUCCCUUUAGUGAUGCUGAAAGCAACAAGAGAUGGUCAUCCAGUGGUCCCCAUCAAUCCCAAGAAGUGUGCUCUUACAACUCCAAAGUCAACUGAAGCUAAUGGUGAUCACACUGUGAAGUCUUGUAGAAAGCCUGCCCUCACUCCAAAGAAUUCUUUCUCCAAAGUUAAUGGGGAAGAAAUAACUGAAGUCUUGUGUCCUGAAGACAGAUGUUCUACUUACCAGAUGAAGGCAUCCGAAAACUUGAUUCUGUACAAAGAAUCUGAUGGGCAAGAAGAUGACAUUUAUGAUGACCCUCAAGAGGCAGAAGUCAUCCAGUCUCUGCUCGCUGUUGCGGAUGAGGAAGCCCAGAAUCUCUUAAAUCGAAGCAAUGCAAUAGGAGGCGCCAGUGAUCCAGGGGCAUUGAAGACCAAUGGGGAGUUAUCAGAAGAGAGAGCAGAAGAUACAGAUUAUGACGGUUCACCUCUGCCUGAAGAUUUUACAGAGUCUACCAAAAUUAAUGGCACUGAAGAAUAUUGUGAAGAAAAAGUAAAAAGUAAAAGUCAAAUUCAAGAGUCACAAGAAAAGAAGAUGGAUGAUGAGGAUGAAGUAACUUGGGGGAGUGAAGAGCUUCCAAUAGAGGCAACAAACCAUGAAGGUUCUGACCAUCUGUUCCUGACAGUUGAAGAGCUUGCUGCGCUCCCCGUGGUCAAAGUGCUUCCCUCUGGUAAAUACACUGGAGCCAGUCUGAAAUCAGUCAUUCGACUGCUGCAGGGUUUGCUGGAUCAAGGAAUUCCUUCCAAGGAGCUGGAGAAUCUUCAAGAAUUAAAACCUCUGGAUCAGUGUCUAGUUGGACAAACUAAGGAAAACAGAAGAAAGAACCGAUAUAAAAACAUACUUCCUUAUGAUGCGACCAGAGUGCCUCUUGGUGACGAAGGGGGCUAUAUCAACGCCAGCUUCGUCAGGAUCCCUGUGGGAGGCGAGGAGUUCGUUUACAUCGCCUGCCAAGGGCCUCUCCCUAUAACAGUUGGAGAUUUCUGGCAGAUGAUCUGGGAGCAGAAAUCCACAGUGAUUGCCAUGAUGACCCAAGAAGUCGAAGGGGAAAAAAUCAAGUGCCAGCGCUACUGGCCAAACACUCUGGGCAGAACCACCAUGGUCAACGACAGGCUCCGGCUGGCUCUGGUGAAAAUCCAGCAGCUGAAAGGCUUUGUCAUGAGGGCAAUGACCCUGGAAGACAUUCAGACUGGAGAGGUGCGACACAUCUCCCACCUAAACUUCACUGCCUGGCCAGACCACGACACACCCUCUCAGCCGGAUGACCUGCUCACCUUCAUCUCCUACCUGCGCCACAUCCACAGGUCAGGUCCUGUCAUCACGCACUGCAGUGCUGGCAUCGGGCGUUCAGGAACCCUGAUCUGCAUAGAUGUGGUCCUGGGCCUCAUCAGCCAAGACCUUGAAUUUGACAUCUUCGAUGUAGUCCGCUGUAUGAGACUACAAAGACAUGGAAUGGUUCAGACAGAGGAUCAAUAUAUUUUCUGCUAUCAAGUCAUCCUUUAUGUCCUAACACGUCUUCAAGCUGAAGAAGAGCAAAAAGAGCAACCCCUGCUGCUGAAGUGACUUGAACAGCCUCCUGGGAACCAUUCGUUUCUCUGCUUAGCCUCCUAUUGACGCCCCUGCCCUUUUUGGGAAAGGUCCCAGGGUAGAAAGUGCAUGUAACAAGAAUGCUGUUAUUCUCCUCCUCUACUUCAGAGGGGCAUUCUUCUUAAUAAUACAGAAUGUUACAAUGCUGUAAUUUCUUUUUUACAGCUACCUAACUUGUGAUAAUUAUUAUGAAAAGAUUUUUUUAACACUAACCGAACAAUGCAGAUAUUAGGGAUGGAUUAAGGCAGCAUUUGAUUAUAGUGGACAUUGUUACAAGAAAGUCUUAUUUUUAACGCACCAAUCUUGUUCAUAGCAAAAUUAUUUUCCAGUAUUUUCAUAAAGGAGAGUUCUUUUAUAGGGGAUACUUGAAGAACCAGUAUUUAAGCUUUAAAUGACAAUAAUAUUGGCAUAGAAGAAAAGUAGCAAGUGUUUACUGUAUCCAUUUUUACUGUUUACUAUAUAGAAUUUCCUGUAAUAUAUUUAUAUACUUUUUCAUGAAAAUGGAGUUAUCAGAUAUGUUUGUAAUUGCAUCAUCUCACUUUGUAAAUAAAAAUACACCUUAAAACGUGA